GAUAAGGAGCCGUUGUAUGAACUUCUAAAGGUAUGUAAGAUUAUCAAACUUUCGAACUUAGAAUAUGUGUAGUUUUAACUUUGAGUUCUUUCUUCGUAGCUUAAGUUUGAUCUUGAUUUCACCCAAGAUCAUAUCAAAGGCUGUGUGGAUCUGCUAUUCUCUUCAAGCUACAAAAGUUUCCGUCACAAGUGUUAUGAACAUUAUGUAAAAUCUGGUGAUGAUGCUAGAAGCAAUCCAUAUCCUCCCCUUAUUGAUAAUAGAGUUGGAGACUGGAUUUGGCUCUGUGAUCAUUUUGAAACAGAAGAAUUUAAGGUAUGGUAGUCUUUGAAUGGAUGUCAACAGUUUUGCAUCUAUCUUUAUCACUCAACCAUGCCUUAUUUGUUUACAAAAUACUACCAUAUGCAGAAACGGUCCACAAUUGGGAAGGCUAACCGCUCAAACCUACCUUAUGUUCACAAGAAGGGAACAAAGUCAUUUGUAGCGGUUCAACAUGAAUUAAAUUGUGGCGAUAUCAGACUAUACAAGGAGUGUUACUCUAGUGAUAAGAAGGGAUGGGCAUCAGAAGAUGCCAGGAAUAAACAUGAAGAAAUGUUGCAGAAGCAAAAGGAACCCAUAGAGGAGGGUGAAGUACCUUUAACAGAGCAACAGAUUUGCGAGCAUGUGCUUGGUAAGGCAUAUGGUUACAUCAGAGGUCGGGGUCAUGGACCAAAACCAAAUAGAAGGGCUUACUCAAGCGCAUCAAGCUCAACUCAGCAUGUAGUGGAAGAAUUGGCCUCUACAAAGGAGAUUGUUGCUACACAACAAACUCAAAUUGAGGCUCAACAAUCUCAACUUGAAGCUCAACAGAAGAAGACUGAUUGGCUACAAAGUGUCGUGUCUAACUUGGUUGGCAUUUCACCUCCUAUGGACGGCACUACUGCAACAGGGCUAGGUUUCACAACUGAGCGGCCAAUGCCAUCUGACGGAAUAGCAUAUUGCUUUUGUUAA
Messenger RNA from Triticum urartu, 987 nucleotides. NCBI's taxonomy places the organism in Eukaryota, Viridiplantae, Streptophyta, Magnoliopsida, Poales, Poaceae. The record is from RefSeq and is a predicted model, not a curated record.